Prorocentrum cordatum is the source of this 1595-nucleotide messenger RNA. The record is from the annotation of a GenBank genome assembly. NCBI's taxonomy places the organism in Eukaryota, Dinophyceae, Prorocentrales, Prorocentraceae.
AUGGUGGCGGAUGAGAUCAUCGUGCUAGAGUCAGCGGCCUCGAGGCCGGCGCGGCGCGGCGGCCGCGGCCCGGCGCGCGGGCGGGCGCCCGCCGGGCGUCGCCUCUCCGCGGCGGAGCUCCGCGCGCGCGGCGUCGACGAGGACUUCCUGGCGAGGGCGCCGCCGGUGGACGGGGCGCCCGCCGCGCGGGAGGCGGCACUUGGCGGCGGCGCAGGCCUCGCUCGGGGGCCGGCGCCGGGGCAGCGCCCGGGCAGCGGGCAGCAGCGCGAGUGGUCCGCCGGCGAGAUGCGGCGAGAGUACGGCAGGGGCUACGAGCUGCUCGCGAAGAUGGGCUACGCUGGUGGAGGCAUGGUGCCGCUCACGGCCGUGAAGCGGCAGGACCGCGUGGCCCUUCAGGACGACGAGGAGCGCGCGGUGGACCAGAGCUGCGCGCUGGGGAAGCGGCGGCGCAGGGACAGAAGGGCACUGGCUGCCACGACGCUGGCGCCCGACCCAUCCGACGAGCUGGUGGGGCAGCCGCCAGGCCAGGCCAGCAGCAGCGGCACCACAGACGAUGAGAUGCCCAGCGAGCCGCGGCUGCGGCGCGCGAUCCUGACGUCGCUGCGCCAGUGCCCUGGCGGCAGGACGCAGCUGGAGGAGCUCGUGCGCAAGCCGCGGGUCCGCCGGGCCCUGCUGGCGUCUGGCUCCGCGGCCGGCGGCGGCGGCCGCCAGGCCCUGCGCUUCGUGGGGCGGUUCGUCCGCGACAGCGUCCCGUCCUGCCGCAUCGGCAGGUCGCUGCCGGGCUGGAAGGAGCUCUCGGCCGCGGGCUCCGCGCCGGGGUGGGAGCGCGCGGCGCGGCGGGGCGCCGCGGUGGUCUCGCUGCGCUCGGGGCCGGGCGGCGCAGGCGGCGCCCUGGCCGAGGGAGCGGAGAGCGAGGAGGUGGGCUCGUCCAGCAGCUCCGAGGCGUCCGCGGGGCCCGCCGGGGCCGCCUCGACGGCGGCCCAGCGUGGGGCCCUGGCGGCCGCCGCGGCCUGGGAGUGCCACGGCUGCCUGCGCGGGUUCCCCAGUAGGCGGGCGCUCAGCGAGCACGUGCUCCAGCCGGCUCCUCGCGCGCUCGACGCGCGACCCCGUCGACCUGCAGAGCAGCUUCGACCCCGACCACUUCGACCGCGACGCGCUGGAGGCGCUGGCCGGCGCCAUGGUGGCGAGCGGGGGCGCCGCGGAGUCCUGGAGGUGCCCCGCCUGCGGGGGCCGGCAUGCCGGGCUGCUGGAUCUGCUGAGGCACGCGCGGGAAGCGCCGGCGGAGCGCCUGGCACACGGCAGGCUCCUGGAGCUCGUCGGCGAGCUGCUGCUGCGGGAUCCUCCCCCGCAGGCGCUCCCGUGGGCCGGCGGCCGGGGCGGCGGUGGCGGCGCAGGCACCGCGCCGGCGCCCGCCGGCGCCGAGCCCGCGGCGUGGAGGCCCGAGGGGCUGUCGCAGCUGCUGCGGGUGCUCCUGGCGCCCGGCGACGGAGGACCAGACUACCUGGAGGUAGAGAGGCGCUACCUCGGCUCCGUCGACGACGACAUGUUCGGGUGCCCGCCUCCUGAGGCGGCGGCCGCCGCCGACCUCGACGAGG